AUGAGCGAGUGGAGCGAGGGCGCGGCGGUGUGGUUCCAACCGGCCGGCGCGCCCGCCCCGCUGCCGGGCUCGCUGGUUGAGGUACACCGCGCCGCCAGGGUGCUGCUCGUCAGCGCCAUCGUCAACGGACAGCCUCAAACCUUCGCUCUCCAAAUGGGUAAUGGGGAAGAGGAGGGGGAUCCCGUCUGGCCCCGCGAGGAGCUGGGACCAACUGGAGUGGAAGACAUGACUCGUCUGCACGAUCUUCACGAGGCUGCUCUGCUCUGGAACCUGAAGCUGCGUUACGAACAAGGACUCAUAUACACAUACGCGGGUUCUAUUCUUGUAGCUGUUAACCCGUACAGGCCGGUAGAUGCUUUGUAUGGACUGCAGACUGCGAGGAGAUACCACGCAGCGGAAGCGUUAGGGGAUUUACCACCUCACCUGUUUGCCAUAGCAGCCGCAGCGCGGGCAUCUUUGCCGCAGCCGCAAGCCAUACUCAUCUCCGGCGAGUCCGGGGCUGGAAAGACUGAGUCCACAAAACUAGCUGUACAGUUCCUCGCCGCUGUCGCUCCUGCACCCCCCGGCAGAGCGCCAGUCUCCGAACAAAUCCUAGAAGCGGCCCCGUUACUCGAAGCAUUCGGAAACGCCAGGACACCGAAAAAUCAUAACUCUAGUCGCUUCGGGAAAUUACUCGAACUUUACUUUAAAGACGGUGCCUUAGCUGGAGCGAGAGUAGCCCAUUAUUUAUUAGAGAAGUCUCGUAUCGUCACCCAAUCUCCAGGUGAAAGGAACUAUCAUGUAUUUUAUGAGAUACUAGCCGGGUUAGAUGAAGAACAAAGAAAAAGUAGGGGUUUAUUGACGGCAGAGCAUUAUUUUUAUCUAAAUCAAGGCGGUGACUCCGGGGGUGCCGGCGCUGGCGCUGAUUGGUCAGCCUUAUGUGGAGCUAUGCAAGUCUUGGGUAUCGGAGAUUCUGAAAGGGAAGACAUCAUCAGAGUUUUAGCUGCUGUCUUGCAUCUCGGAAAUGUUUACUUCCAUAGAAAGCAGUUACGCCAUGGACAGGAAGGUGUACAAUUAGGUGGAGGUGCCGAGGUGCGUUGGGCAGCGCAUCUGUUGAAGGUGCCUGCAGAAUCAUUAGCGAGAGCUUUAACGACCAGAGUGACGGCAGCUAGGGCUGAACGCAUGAGAUCACCACUACCCAUCGAUCAGGCCUUAGAUGCGAGAGAUGCUUUCGCUAAAGCUCUAUACUCAUCCCUAUUUAAUUGGUUAGUUCUCAGGAUAAACUCAAUAGUGCAUCGUGCAGGUCUACAUGAUGCUCAUCGCAUAUCUCUUCUCGAUAUCUUUGGCUUUGAAGAUUUAGAAGAGAAUUCAUUCGAACAACUCUGUAUAAAUUACGCUAACGAGACACUGCAGCAUUAUUUUAACAAACACAUAUUUAAAUUGGAGCAACAAGAGUAUCAGAAAGAACGUUUGGAAUGGUCGAAUUUAACGUGGAAUGAUAACUCUCCAGUAAUCCAGCUGCUUAGUAAAAAACCGGUGGGUAUACUACAUCUGCUCGACGAUGAAAGUAACUUUCCACGGGCGUCUGAUGCGUCAUUCCUAGAGAAGUGCCAUUAUAAUCAUGCUCUGAACGAGCUUUACUCUAGACCGAGACUAGGAGCUAAUGAAUUUGGGAUCAAACACUAUGCGGGCCAAGUAUGGUACAACGUAGAGGGUUUCCUGGACAAGAACCGUGACGCUCUGCGCGCUGACGUGCUGGAGCUGCUGUGCAGCAGCGAGGUGCCGCUGGUGGCGGAGAUGUCGGCGCAGCUGCGCGCGCACCACGACGCCAACAAAACUCUGCCUCGCGGCGCCAACGGACGCUUCGUCACCAUGAAGCCCAGGACUCCCACUGUGGCAGCUAGGUUAAUUUUUAUUCCUGCACGUAGAAUUAAUUGUAGAGUUCAAAAAGUUAUAGAUAGCCGUGAUAUACUUCCAACUGUCAAUCUUGUCCAGGUUCUCGGACAGCCUACAUCAGCUGUUAGAGUCGAUGUCCCGCUGCAACCCCUGGUUCGUCCGCUGUAUCAAGCCCAACACGGACAAGUCCCCGAUGCGUAUGGACAUGGCGUGCGUACUCGCGCAGCUGCGAUACACCGGCAUGUUGGACACCAUCAAGAUACGUCAGACAGGAUACCCGAUCAGGAUACCCUUCCAGAACUUCGUCGACAGAUACAGGUAUCUGCUCAAGUCCACUCCGACGCGGUCCACGCCCUACAGGGAGAUUUGCAAUUCAAUUCUCGCCGAGAUGCCACCCACUGGUGCAGUCGGUGCCGACUACCAACUGGGUGCGGCUCGCGUAUUCAUAAGGGAGGCAUUACACCGCGCCCUGGAGCGCGCACGAGCAGACAAACUACGCGCCGCGGCCACCAGGCUGCAAGCACAAGUCAGGGGAUACCUGGCGAGGAAGCGGUACAACCAGUUGCGGUGGUCGGCGGUGCGCGUGCAGGCGUGGUGGCGCGGCGUGCACGCCCGGCGGCGCUACUGCGCGGCGCGGCGGGGGGUGGUGCGCGCGCAGGCGCUGGUGCGCGGGCGCCGCGCGCGCGCCCGCCUGCGCGCGCUGCGGGAACAGCACCGCCGCCGUCUGGAGGCGCAGCGGCUGCAGGACGAACAAACGGGAGAAACUCAUACCCUAUAACUGUUAUGUACACCAGACGGCGUGCCGCAGAGCAGAAAGCCCAGAAGGCUCGUGCGGAGAGCCUGCAAGCGCUGGAGGUGCCCGCGGAACUCGCCUUCCUGUUCACCAAGCUGGACGCCUGGCAGCCGCCGCACACGGACCAACAUCUCACCAAGGUGUCUGGCGAGGUGCACGCGGAGGAGGAGAGCCUGCACGUGCCGCGUGACCUGCAGCAGUUCGCGUUCAGCAAGUUCAGCUCGGUAUACUUCGCAGACGGCGGACAGUUGAGCCCCAAGAAACAUCCCAUCACUAGGCCCUUCCUCUCCAAGGCAGCCGUCAGAGAUCAAGACUUCAAUGACGCUGUGGCUACAUUCAAAUUGAUACUGAGAUGGUGUGACGAAUCAGCUGCGGGGAACGAAGCGAGACAGAAGGUGUUGGCAGAUUACAUUGCGUCGCGAGGCCUGGCGUCUAGGGGACUGCGCGACGAAAUCUUGGUGCAGUUGUGCAAUCAAGCUAGUGGGAAUGAUUCUUCGGAGCGGGUAUGGCAGCUCAUGGCGCACUGCCUUUCAGUAUUCCAGCCAGGUCCGCCGUUGCAUAAAUAUUUGGUGCGGUUGAUAUCUGAGCGGGCGCCGCUGAGUGUGCGCGCGCUGCUGCUGCGGCUGGUGUGCGGCGGCGGCGCGGGAGCCGCGCGGGCGGCGGGCGUGCCGCGUCGCUGCCCGCCCACGCUGCUCGAGUGGCGCGCCAACAGGACCGAUGCCCGCACCGCGCUGCCGCUGCGGUUAUACGACGAUACCGUGCGCGUGGUGUCCGUGGAGCCGUGGACGUCGUGCGAGCACGCCGCGGCCGCCGCGCUCGCCGCCGCCGGCGUGCAGCGCCCGCACACCGGCUGGACCCUCACCAUGGAACACAACGGACUACUCACCGAGUGGGCGGGAUGCGAGUACGCCCUGGACACGGUGGGCGAGGUGGAGACGUGGUCGGCGCUGGGCAGCACCCGCGGGGAGCCGCUGCGCGCCGCCCCCCGCCACGCGCCCCCCGCGCCGCCCCCGCGCGCGCCCGCGCACGACCACGACCACGCCACCAGGCCACAGGUCCCUCCACCUGAACCGCCGAAGUCGCGCUCCCCUAGCAUUCAGCGGCUUCUCAGGGAGUCGAUCGACGAAGGUCUCUCAGAUUACAACUGGAAGAUGGAACGCGACGAUGCCCCCGCCGUCGCCGAACACGGUGAAUACUCGAGAAAAACGUCGCCCGAUAACGAAUUCACGAGAAAGACCUCAGAAGACGACUACUCUAGGAAGACUUCCCACGACAACGAUUAUUCUAGGAAAACCUCACACGACAACGAAUAUUCUAGAAAAACUUCACACGUCAACGAAUAUUCUAGAAAAACUUCACACGCCAACGAAUAUUCUAGGAAAACUUCCCACGACAACGAUUAUUCUAGAAAAACUUCACACGAAAACGAAUACUCGAGAAAGACGCAGCAGGAAAAUGAGUACUCUAGAAAAGUAUCCCAUGAUAUCCUAUCUCGGGAGUCGGCGUUGAACGAAAGAUAUUUUGAACAGAGCAACGACAAAGUUAGAAGUAGAUCACUGGACAACCUCCUCGGUGAUAAUCCGGUGCCCCAACCGGCGAAGCUGGCAGACUUGGGGUUGUCGCAGUCCCGUCUCAACGAUCGUUAUCACUCGGUGGAAAGAUUAGGCGGGGCGCCCAGCGUGACCAGCAGCAAAGGAGCGAUGGACAUCGAAUACGGGACGACGUCCCGAGUAUUGCACUCGAGGUAUAUAAAGUCGCAGUACGCGGGCAAGAGAGCGCCUGCCGGCUCACAAUCUAGUCGUGCUUACAUCGAGAAGAGUUCUGAGUUUGGAGGCGUACGGUCUUCGGCCAUGUCCGACACGUCGGAAGCGCCGAGUCUGGCGUCCCACGUCCGACGCGUGCGCGUGCCUUCGCAGGCCUCCGACGUGGAUCAGUUCCUCGACGAUCUGUUCUCGCCGGUCCUCGACCCCAACAUCGACGAGCUGUCCGACGCGAGGUCGCUCGCGGCGAGUAUCAAAGGCGGCGGCUACUCCGAGUUCAUCGACCGAAUUCUAUCAUGCGAGUUUGACGACCGGCUCGACAACCUGAACGGCUCGGGGCACCUCGAAAGCUCGAUCAAAGGGGGAGGCGAAAAGGACGAGAGCGGGAAGCGCACGAGCGUCGCCUCCGUCGACGAUUACAUCACGAACCUCUUCGACCCUAUUUUCAUGAACGACAGCCUGAAGCGGCUCACCGACGGCGAGGGGCUCUCGGAGGCGAUAAAGGGCGGCGGCGCGACGCCCCGGACCGCGGCCGCCACCACUUCCGCCCUCAGCUUCGGCGCCAUGUCCCUCCCCCCCGCCAUGCCCGCCACCCCCGAGGCGCUAGCCGCCGCGAUGGGCCUCCACUUCCCGCCUGCUGGCUCCGUCGACAUGAACGCAUACCACCAGAACCUCCAGCGGGCUUUCCUGCAGAGCGCGAUGGCUCAGAACCUGCAGAUCCAGCAGCAGCUGCUCGCCCAGAACCAGGCGCUGCAGACGCUGCUCGCCGGGCAGGCGGCCGACCCGCCGGACUCGGAGCCCACCUCGCCCGUGUGCGCCUCCACCGUGGUCCACGCGCAGGUGCACUCGCCCCCGCGCGCCUCCUCCAAGACCCGGCGGGAGGCAGACGACGGUCCAGGCGCGCCCCCGCCUCCGCCCCCGCCGAUGCCGCCGCCGUUGCACGCGAUGGACCCUUCCGAGGCGCGCCCUUUCAUGGACCCGUACGGCCGCGCGAAGACCGUGCGAAUCGGCAAGUGGCGGUGGCCGCCGCCGAAGGACGCGAUCGGCGCCGACCCCGAGCGGGACUUCGCCAAGUUCAAGAUGCGCCAGAUCCAGAGGCGGCCGACGCCGCAGGCGCAGCCCGACGGUGGCGAGCGAGACCCGCCGCGGGGCCGCUCCCGGUCGGAGGCGACGCCGACCAUCGAGUGGGAGGAGUUCGAAGUGGACGGGCCGGUCUCGCCCGCCCGGGAACCGCCUAGCCAGAGAACGGCGCGCCGGAGCUUCGAGAUCGGCGCGCAGCGGCCGUCGCCCGGCAGCGUCGGCAAGCUGAAGCUCAGCUCCGAGAUGAGGCAGCGGCUCGAGAGGGUCACCGCGAACCACUCGGUGCGGAGCUCCUCGUCGGCGGCGGACACGCCGCGCACGGUCAACAAGCUCGAGGACACGCGGCGGCUGAUGCUCGAGCGGCAGCUCGGCGGCGGCCCGAGGUGGGACGCGCCCCCGCCGCCGCUGCCCCCCGCCCCGCCCGGCCCGGCCCCGCCCCCGCCCGGGGCCCCGCCCACCCCGCCGGCCGAGCCUGCGCCGCCACCGCCGGUGCCGGGGUCGGGGGACGCGUCGUCGUCGUUCGCUCAGCUCCGCCGGGACAGGGAUACGUUCGGCGUCCACCAGAACAGGGACGCGGACGACCGGCACGCUUUUCUCGCGAACUGGAGUUCGAGGCGAAGGGAGGAUGCGUCGCCCGCGCGCGACGACCUAGCGUCGCGCUUCCUGACGGCCGACAGGCGCGAGCGCCGCGGCCGCGACGAAUGGGGCGACGAGUCGGACAUGAGGAGUGAGGACGAGGACCGCGAGAGGCGGCGCGCCCGGGACGAGUGGGACUCGGAGUCGGGGCUCGACGGGCCGAUCCGCGGGGAUCGGGAUGAUUUCUCCGGCCGGGGCGCGUCCGAGAUUUACGAGAUCCAUCCGGCGCGCGCCGAGCGGCGGAAGGAGGAGAACGGGCCCGAGGAAUCUUUCGAGCGGAAGAGGUCGCCGUUCUACGACGACUUCGAGCGUUUCGACGGGCGGAAGAAUUCGCGAGACAUGCUGGUGGGGCGAGCGCGCGACCCGCCCCGGGCGGAUGUCGCGUUCCCGUCGGAGAACGGCGAUGCGACGAAGAAGAUCGAGCGCGCGACGUUCAAGACGCACAUGGUGCAGAAGGAGCGGACGAGGAAGAUGGAGGCCGAGCGGAGAUACUCGGUGUCGACCCACGUUACCGACAAAACUGAACAUUUGGACGGCGACGUGCCGGCGCCGGCCGCGUUGCUUCCGUCGGAGCGCACGUUCAUGACGUACAGCCGCGUGCCGUGGAAGCUGCGCGUGCGCAAGGAGCUGUUCACACCGCUCGAGACGUAUAACGAUCCCGCCAUACUGGACUUGCUCUAUGCACAGAUAGUGCACGACAUAAACUCGACGCUGCCGUCGCUGCGCAUCUCGGCGGCGGAGCGGCGCGCGGGCGGGGCGUGGCUGCGCGCGCAGGCGGCGCCGGCGCGCGCGCACGUGAAGCGGCAGGCGGUGGAGAUGGCGCGCGCGUGGCCCUUCUACUUCGCGAGGCUCUUCACCGCCAGGCUCACGCCCGGGGAGGCCGCCGUGCUCGCCGUCUCGCACGCCGCCGUCACUAUAGGAGUCAAAGCUAAAGCACGUUCUACCCCACUAAGGUCCCAGUGGGCUGCAAGUCCGGCGCACGGUCCCGCUGGCGGGGCUGCGCGCGGGCGCGCCGGCGCCGCACUCGCUGCAGCUGACGCCCGCGCGCGACGCGCCGCUCGCGCUGCACGUGCCGCUCGCGCACCACGCGCACGCGCUCAUCGCCGAGUUCGCGCUGCAGCACGCACAGGUCAGUGCCCUUACUGCCCUUUACAGAUUGUGACGGAAGAGAGUACUCUGUACUCUCUGUGGAGUGCCGAGGCUAAUAUAGACAGCUGGUGA
Molecule: messenger RNA, 7365 nt
Organism: Diatraea saccharalis (sugarcane borer)
Lineage: Eukaryota; Metazoa; Arthropoda; Insecta; Lepidoptera; Crambidae
Source: the annotation of a GenBank genome assembly